CUGGGAAGUGGGGAUGACACAGAUACCAAGUCCUAGUCUGAGCUGCCGUUACAUUCAGGAGAAACGGCAGUGUCUGCGGCUCCCACUCUCAGAGGGGACCUAGGGUGUUGGGGGAGAUGGUGUCAGGGACAUGGACUCCAACCCCCAAGGGUCUCUGCUGCCGGCUACUCUCCUCUUCAGGCUCUGGGGCCGUGAGAGCCUAGGGAAGGACCCUGGACAUCCCGUCUCUCCGGGAAGAUUUUAACACAGAGUUCUUCUCAGGGGGAAGAAUUUGAAGCAAAACCAGACCCCGCAGGAUCCCCGCUGCGGCCGCCAUGGCGCAGGAGAACGCUGCUUUCUCUCCCGGGUCGGAGGAGCCACCGCGGCGCCGCGGUCGCCAGCGCUACGUGGAGAAGGACGGGCGCUGCAACGUACAGCAGGGCAACGUCCGCGAGACCUACCGCUACCUGACCGACCUGUUCACCACGCUGGUGGACCUGCAGUGGCGCCUCAGCCUGCUCUUCUUCGUGCUCGCCUACGCGCUCACCUGGCUCUUCUUCGGCGCCAUCUGGUGGCUCAUCGCCUACGGCCGCGGCGACCUGGAGCACCUGGAGGACACCGCGUGGACCCCGUGCGUCAACAACCUCAACGGCUUCGUGGCCGCCUUCCUCUUCUCCAUCGAGACAGAAACCACCAUCGGCUAUGGGCACCGUGUCAUCACCGACCAGUGCCCCGAGGGCAUCGUGCUGCUGCUGUUGCAAGCCAUCCUGGGCUCCAUGGUGAACGCUUUCAUGGUGGGCUGCAUGUUCGUCAAGAUCUCGCAGCCCAACAAGCGCGCCGCCACGCUCGUCUUCUCCUCGCACGCCGUGGUGUCUCUGCGCGACGGGCGCCUCUGUCUCAUGUUUCGCGUGGGGGACCUGCGAUCCUCGCACAUCGUCGAGGCCUCCAUCCGCGCCAAGCUCAUCCGCUCGCGCCAGACGCUCGAGGGCGAGUUCAUCCCUCUGCACCAGACCGACCUCAGCGUGGGCUUCGACACGGGGGACGACCGCCUCUUCCUCGUCUCACCUCUCGUCAUCAGCCAUGAGAUCGACGCCGCCAGCCCCUUCUGGGAGGCAUCGCGCCGCGCCCUCGAGAGGGACGACUUCGAGAUCGUAGUCAUUCUCGAGGGCAUGGUGGAAGCCACGGGAAUGACGUGCCAAGCUCGAAGCUCGUACCUGGUAGACGAAGUAUUGUGGGGCCACCGAUUCACAUCGGUGCUCACCCUGGAGGACGGUUUCUAUGAGGUGGACUACGCUAGCUUCCAUGAAACCUUUGAGGUGCCCACACCCUCAUGCAGUGCUCGGGAACUGGCAGAAGCUGCAGCCCGCCUUGACGCCCAUCUCUACUGGUCCAUCCCCAGCAGGCUGGAUGAGAAGGUGGAGGAAGAAGGGGCUGGGGAGGGGGCAGGCGCAGGAGAUGGAGCUGACAAGGAGCAAAAUGGCUGCCUGCCACCCCCGGAGAGUGAGUCCAAGGUGUGACUGGUUUUCUACAACCCCCUGUGGCAGACCAGGGGGCCAGACGCAGGUCCAUGGAGGCUGCAGAAUGGAGAUGUAAGAAGAGGAGGCAGGCAGUGUCCCACGGAAUGGCUAACGUUGGGAGAGGCCCACUGAGUCCAGGAUCCAGUGGGGAAGGCCCAAGGUCCUGGUUUGAAGAAAAUAGAGGGUGGGGGUGGUGAGAGAUCGUAUCAGUCUGUCUGUGUUUGACUUUUACAUCUGUUCAUGGGUGGAUGGAUAGACAGAAGGAUGGGCUUAUGGGGGUUGAAUGGGAAGGUGGGCAGAAAGAGACAGUCAAUGGAUA
Molecule: messenger RNA, 1815 nt
Organism: Rattus rattus (black rat)
Lineage: Eukaryota; Metazoa; Chordata; Mammalia; Rodentia; Muridae
Gene: Kcnj9
Product: potassium inwardly rectifying channel subfamily J member 9
Exons: 4
Coding region: 315-1496 (393 amino acids)
Biological process (GO): potassium ion import across plasma membrane; regulation of monoatomic ion transmembrane transport
Cellular component (GO): plasma membrane
Molecular function (GO): G-protein activated inward rectifier potassium channel activity
Source: RefSeq, a predicted model, not a curated record